Callorhinchus milii (elephant shark) is the source of this 2756-nucleotide messenger RNA. Its product is annotated as cytochrome P450 2J2. The transcript has 10 exons. Gene Ontology annotation, biological process: xenobiotic metabolic process. Lineage: Eukaryota; Metazoa; Chordata; Chondrichthyes; Chimaeriformes; Callorhinchidae. The coding region runs from base 182 to 1696 and encodes 504 amino acids. The record is from RefSeq and is a predicted model, not a curated record. Gene Ontology annotation, cellular component: intracellular membrane-bounded organelle; cytoplasm. Gene Ontology annotation, molecular function: oxidoreductase activity, acting on paired donors, with incorporation or reduction of molecular oxygen, reduced flavin or flavoprotein as one donor, and incorporation of one atom of oxygen; heme binding; iron ion binding.
GGCCAGGGAGCGGUGAUGGACAGGACAAGUCGGGGCGCAGCGGGAGCCGCCGCUUCACCACCAUUGGGCGGGUUUUUGCAGCGCUGCGCGUGUGUUAAAAGCAGCAGCUUGGGCGGUCGACGGCGGUCAAGCAACUCAGCCGCCCCCGCCUCCUCCUCCUCCUCUUGACUCCUCCACGGCAAUGGCGACUCCAGGCCUGCCCCUCCCGAAGCUCCUGCCCAAGUGGGUGGACGUUCAGACGGCUCUGAUGCUUCUCUUCCUCCUCCUCGUCCUGCUGCUGCUGCUCGUCGAUGUGCUCCGCACCCGGAAGCCCAAGAACUUCCCGCCCGGCCCCUUCGCCUUCCCCUUCGUGGGCAACGUCUUUCAGAUGGACACGAAGGAGCCCCACGUCCACUUCUGCAAGCUUGCCGAGAAGUAUGGAGAUAUUUUCAGCCUGCGACUAGGCGCCUCCAAUAUUGUCAUUUUAAAUGGUUUCAAAGCAUUUAAAGAGGCCAUGAUUCAUCAGACGGACAUUUUUUCUGGACUACUGUCAGAACCAAUUUCUCAGGAAAUUGGGAAAGGAUACGGUAUAUUUUCCUCCACUGGACAAGUUUGGAAAGAGCAACGUAAAUUUGCAGUAACAACUUUAAGAAACUUCGGUGUUGGUAAAAAAUCUUUAGAGGGAAAAAUACUGCAGGAAAUUAAGUACCUGAAUGGCGUAUUUGAAGAUGAGAAAGGACAACCAUUUGAUCCACACUACAAGAUUAAUGUUGCAGUUACAAACAUCAUCAGUUCCAUUGUGUUCGGAGAGCGAUAUGAAUACAGUGAUAGCAAAUUUCAGGAUCUACUCCGAUUGCUUGAGAAAUCGGGAGAAAGCUUUGGACACUCCUGGACCCAGUUGUACAGUUUUUUCCCGACUAUUCUAAAAUAUCUCCCAGGGCCACAUAAGACCUUGUUUGCCUUGUGGGACAAUAUACUGCAAUUUAUCAAGGAAGAGAUCCAGAAGCACAAAGCGAACUGGAACCCAGAAGAUCCCAGAGAUUUUAUUGACUGUUAUCUGGCAGAAAUGGAAAAGGGUCUUCCUAAAAUUGGCUUUACUGAUGAAAACCUAAUUUAUUCAACAUUAGACCUUUUUGUCGGUGGAUCAGAAACAACAACAACCACACUUCGUUGGAUUCUGUUGUACAUGGCAGGAUAUCCUGACAUUCAAGAGAAAGUCCAUGCUGAGAUUGACAGUGUCAUUGGCCAAUCUCGAGCCCCUACAAUGGAGGAUAGGCCAAAUCUUCCUUAUACAGAUGCAGUCAUUCAUGAGGUACAAAGAAGAAUGAACAUAGCACCUCUGACUGUUCCCAGGUUGACUACCAAAGACACAAUAGUAUCAGGAUAUUUUAUACCAAAGGACACCAAAUUCAUUGUAAAUCUUCAUUCGGUAUUGUUGGACAAAACCAUGUGGGAAACGCCUGAGAAAUUUAAUCCAGAACAUUUUCUGGACAGUGAUGGGAAACGUGUGAACAACGGAGCAUUUGUAGCUUUCUCUGGAGGUAAACGCAACUGUAUGGGAGAACCACUGGCCAGAAUGGAGCUGUUGCUUUUCGUCACGUCGCUCCUGCAGAAGUUCAGGUUCCAAGCUCCAGAUGGGGUGGAAAUAAGUUAUCAGUCCAUUUUGGGUGUGACUGUCACUCCAAUGCCUUACAAAAUAUGUGCAAUUCCUCACUGAGAGGGAGCACUGCUAUCACUACUUUUACCUAGCACGCUGACGGAAAAUUUAAAUUUUUGGUUUAUUAUUUUGCCACUAUAAAUAAGUUGUGAAAACACAAGAUAAAUAGUAACUUCUCACUACUAACAAAAGAGUGCCUUGUAUGUUGAAGACAACGCUUGCGAAACAUUGUGAUAAAACCUAUAAAUCUAUCAAUGUAAAAUCAUAGAAUCCUACAGCACAGAAUAGGCCUUUUGGCCCAUUAACCAACAAGAAGGCAAGUUGUAGUGUUGUAGAUUUUCCUUAUUUUGAAUAAAUGUUGUGGCUAAAUGGUUGGGUGGUAAUAUCUGCUAUAAAAACACUCUACCUAAUAGUUAAUUGUUCUUGAUCGUUAAAUUGUGUGGCUCAACUUUUACCUGAGAGAAGCAAUGAAGGAAGAUGUGCCUUCGGUCACUCUCCCUGUACUCCACAUUCACCAUUGGGUGGGCAUUCAGUCCCUCUGCCUCCACCCUCUGGAACUCCUGCUCCCACUUCCCACCCUGCCUCCUUCAAGACCCGUCGUAUGACCCCAACCCUCCCCGUCCUCCACCCCUCCUGAUCCCAACCCCCAGCUCGAGUGCAGAUCCCUGAUUGUUAUCAAGAGUUCGCUGUUUUAACCAAAACAUUUGAAAAUAAAUUGGAAUGGGCUGAAAGAGAAAAGAAUUGGGUAAAAGACAUAGGUAUAUAGACAGAUGAGUCUGAGGUGGAUGAAAGCUGAGCAGUAAUUUUGUGUUGGGGAGAAACUUUGGUGAAUAAAAUAAUUGUUUGAGGCAUAUCUGCAGUUAGAGAUAUUUUCCGACAACAGACUUAUUGUAAAGAAUAAUGGCGAUUAAACAAUAAUUAAAUGUAUCCAACUUCACACUAUUUGCAGGUGAUUCAUUCUUCCUAUGUUCACCCAAUACAUAAUCAAAAUCAUUGGAAUUAUGCUUCUAUUCAGCAGAUCAGGCAAUAAAAUUUUAACUUUGUAACGAUUCAUGUAUUUGAAAAGUGCCUUUGCAUUCGAUUAUCAUACAAUAAAAAGCAUUAAAUUUUAUGUACUAAA